Molecule: messenger RNA, 2535 nt
Organism: Clonostachys rhizophaga
Lineage: Eukaryota; Fungi; Ascomycota; Sordariomycetes; Hypocreales; Bionectriaceae
Source: the annotation of a GenBank genome assembly
AUGGUGAACUUCACGGUCGACGAGGUCCGGGCCCUCAUGGACAAGCCCACCAAUGUCCGAAACAUGUCCGUCAUUGCCCACGUCGACCACGGCAAGUCGACUCUGACUGACUCCCUGCUGUCCAAGGCCGGUAUUAUCUCCUCCGCCAAGGCUGGUGAGGCUCGUGCCACCGAUACUCGUGCCGAUGAGCAGGAGCGUGGUAUCACCAUCAAGUCCACUGCUAUCUCUCUGUACGGUCAUCUUGAUGACCCCGAGGAUAUCAAGGAUAUCGUUGGCCAGAAGACCGAUGGUCAGGACUUCUUGAUCAACCUGAUUGACUCCCCCGGUCACGUUGAUUUCUCCUCUGAGGUUACUGCUGCUCUCCGUGUCACUGACGGUGCCCUCGUCGUCGUCGACACUGUCGAAGGUGUGUGCGUUCAGACCGAGACUGUGCUCCGUCAGGCCCUUGGUGAGCGUAUCAAGCCCGUUAUCAUCAUCAACAAGGUCGACCGUGCUCUUCUCGAGCUUCAGGUCUCCAAGGAGGAUCUUUACCAGUCCUUCUCCCGUACCAUCGAGUCCGUUAACGUCAUCAUCUCCACCUACUUUGACAAGACUCUCGGUGAUGUCCAGGUCUACCCUUACAAGGGUACCGUUGCCUUCGGUUCCGGUCUCCACGGCUGGGCCUUCACUAUCCGCCAGUUCGCUGUCCGCUACGCCAAGAAGUUCGGUGUUGACAAGAACAAGAUGAUGGAGCGUCUCUGGGGCGACAACUACUUCAACCCCCACACCAAGAAGUGGUCCAAGUCUGGUACCCACGAGGGCAAGCAACUUGAGCGUGCUUUCAACCAGUUCAUCCUGGACCCCAUCUUCAAGAUCUUCUCCGCCGUCAUGAACUUCAAGAACGACGAGAUCACCACUCUUCUGGACAAGCUCCAGCUCAAGAUCUCUGCUGACGACCGCCAGAAGGAGGGCAAGCAGCUGCUAAAGGUUGUCAUGCGCACUUUCCUCCCCGCUGCCGACGCCCUUCUGGAGAUGAUGAUCCUCCACCUUCCUUCUCCCGUCACUGCCCAGAAGUACCGUGCUGAGACUCUGUACGAGGGUCCUCUUGACGACGAGGCCGCCAUUGGUAUCCGUGACUGCAACCCCAAGGGUCCCCUCAUGCUUUACGUCUCCAAGAUGGUGCCCACUUCCGAUAAGGGUCGAUUCUACGCCUUCGGUCGUGUCUUCUCCGGUACCGUCCGCUCCGGUCUCAAGGUCCGCAUCCAGGGUCCCAACUACACCCCUGGCAAGAAGGAUGAUCUCUUCAUCAAGGCUAUUCAGCGUACCGUCCUGAUGAUGGGUGGCAAGGUCGACCCCAUUGACGACAUGCCAGCCGGAAACAUUGUCGGUCUCGUCGGUAUCGACCAGUUCCUGCUCAAGUCUGGUACUCUUACCACCUCUGAGACUGCCCACAACCUCAAGGUCAUGAAGUUCUCCGUCUCCCCCGUCGUGCAGCGCUCCGUCCAGGUCAAGAACGCCCAGGAUCUCCCUAAGCUGGUCGAAGGUCUCAAGCGUCUCUCCAAGUCGGACCCUUGCGUCCUUACCUACACCUCCGAGUCCGGUGAGCACGUCGUUGCUGGUGCCGGUGAGCUGCAUCUCGAGAUUUGCUUGAAGGAUCUUGAGGAAGACCACGCCGGUAUCCCUCUGAUCAUCUCCGACCCCGUCGUCCAGUACCGUGAAACUGUCCAGGGCAAGUCGAGCAUUACUGCUCUUUCCAAGUCCCCCAACAAGCACAACCGUCUGUACAUGGUUGCUGAGCCUAUUGAGGAGGAACUCUCUCUUGCUAUCGAGGCUGGCAAGGUUUCCGCCCGUGACGAUUUCAAGGCCCGUGCCCGUGUCCUCGCUGACGACUUCGGCUGGGAUGUCACUGACGCCCGUAAGAUCUGGACCUUCGGUCCUGAUGGCACUGGCGCCAACUUGCUGGUUGACCAGACCAAGGCCGUCCAGUACCUCAACGAAAUCAAGGAUUCCGUUGUCUCCGGUUUCCAGUGGGCUACCCGCGAAGGUCCCGUUGCUGAGGAGCCCAUGCGCUCUGCCCGCUUCAACAUCCUUGAUGUGACCCUGCACGCUGAUGCUAUCCACCGUGGUGGUGGCCAGAUCAUCCCCACUGCUCGUCGUGUCCUGUACGCCGCUGCCCUUCUGGCCGAGCCCGCUCUGCUCGAGCCCGUUUACCUGGUCGAGAUUCAGGUGCCCGAGAACGCCAUGGGUGGUGUUUACGGUGUCCUUACCCGCAGACGUGGUCACGUCUUCAACGAGGAGCAGCGCCCUGGUACUCCCCUCUUCAACAUCAAGGCUUACCUCCCCGUCCUGGAGUCCUUCGGCUUCAACGGAGAUCUCCGUGCCGCCACCUCCGGCCAGGCCUUCCCCCAGUCCGUGUUCGACCACUGGCAGGUUCUGCCCGGUGGCUCUCCUCUCGACUCCAGCUCGAAGGUCGGAGCUAUUGUCACUGAGAUGCGUAAGCGCAAGGGUAUCAAGGCUGAGGUGCCCGGUGUUGAGAACUACUACGACAAGCUGUAA